UCUGCCUCUCCGCUGCUCUUCUCCCCUCCCUCUCUCACCGCCGCUCCACCAGCCGGGCCUCCGCCACUCCUCACGGUCGCCGACAGCUGGAGCACCGAUUCUGCUUUUCUUAGCAUUGCAUUACCAAGUCUGCUAGCAAGUGUCAUGACUAUUGCUACUGAUACAAGUGGAUCUCCAACUAGGCUUCAGGGUAGAUAUGGUGGAAUGGUAGUAUGUUGGAUUCUUGGGCUUGGAUGCCUUGUCUCGUGGAACAACAUGUUGACUAUCAGAGAUUACUAUUAUGAUCAGUUCCCUUUAGGUUCAGCAACAUUAGGGAAAGGAGACAUUGGAAAUUAUACUGGUAUAUGCAUCAUUGUAGCUACUAUGGGAGUUGCAGAUGGCCAUGUUCAAGGAGGGAUGGUUGGAGACCUAUCCUUCAUGUGCCCUACGUUCAUCCAAAUGGUUUUUGACGUACAAAUGUGGAUAUGACUUAUUUUGACAACUACGGAAGGGCAUUGUUUUUAUAUCUCCGUCUGUAUAUAUAGUGGUUCAUACAAAUUAAUUUUUUUGCGUGGUAAAUAUCUAAAAUUUGGCUUGAUAGAAAUUAGCAUUGGACGUGGUACAAAUUAGUUUUUGGGGCGGUACAGAAUAAAUUUUUGGUGUGGUAUAGAUUUCCUUUUGGAUAUUAAAUUUGGUUAAUCCUCUAUUAUGUAUGGAAUUAAAUUAUUGUGGGUUGGAUUAUACUUGGUAUUGAUGGAAUUUGUAUUACAUUUAGAAUUGGACGUUGAAUAUAAAUUUUUUGGAUGGUUGGAAGUGAAA
Camellia sinensis is the source of this 798-nucleotide messenger RNA. RefSeq names its product equilibrative nucleotide transporter 3. Gene Ontology annotation, molecular function: nucleoside transmembrane transporter activity. Gene Ontology annotation, cellular component: plasma membrane. Gene Ontology annotation, biological process: nucleoside transmembrane transport. NCBI's taxonomy places the organism in Eukaryota, Viridiplantae, Streptophyta, Magnoliopsida, Ericales, Theaceae. The record is from RefSeq and is a predicted model, not a curated record.